CGCCCCCAACUCUUCUGUUCUGCAAAUUGAGAGAACGGGUACUAUCUGGAGGAUCUGUCAGGGAAUUGGCUUUCUCUCUCUUUACCGAUAUUAUAGAGAUUGAACUAAACCCUACCUUUGGUGGAUCGGGUUGAAGACACUGGAGGAGGGCUAGGAGAAGAAGAGUUGAUCUCUCUUAAUGGGGAAUUGCUGGGGGGAUCAAGUCAAGGCGGAGGUCCCCCUGUACUCGACUUCAGGGAUGAACAGUACCAAAGAUCAAUCUGGUUUAAGUAGUUCUAGCAGUAAGGUUUCUAUGUCAUCCGUGCCUCCAACCCCAAGAAGUGAGGGGGAAAUAUUGCAAUCAUCCAAUGUUAAGAGCUUUACUUUCAGUGAACUGAAAACCGCAACAAGGAAUUUCCGACCUGAUAGUGUGUUAGGUGAAGGAGGCUUUGGUUCAGUAUUUAAGGGUUGGAUUGAUGAGAACACAUUUGCACCGGCCAAGCCAGGGACUGGGAUGGUCAUCGCAGUAAAGAGGCUCAAUCAGGAGGGAUUACAGGGUCACAAGGAAUGGUUGGCAGAAGUGAAUUACCUUGGUCAGUUGUACCAUCCUAACCUUGUGAAAAUGAUUGGAUAUUGCUUGGAGGAUGAACACCGCUUGCUUGUAUAUGAGUUCAUGUCUCGGGGAAGUUUAGAGAAUCAUCUCUUCAGGAGGAGUUCUUACUUCCAACCCCUUUCAUGGAAUCUUCGGAUGAAAGUUGCUUUAGGGGCUGCAAAAGGGCUAGCCUUUCUGCACAGUACUGAGACAAAAGUCAUUUAUCGUGAUUUCAAAUCUUCCAAUGUUCUGCUUGAUUCAAGUUACAACGCCAAGCUCUCGGACUUUGGUUUGGCUAAAGAUGGUCCGACCGGCGACAAAAGCCACGUUUCAACCAGGGUUAUGGGAACAUAUGGCUAUGCAGCUCCUGAAUAUCUUGCAACAGGCCACCUGACAACGAAGAGCGACGUCUACAGCUUCGGUGUUGUGCUUCUCGAGAUGUUAUCUGGUCGGCGUGCUAUCGACAAAAAUCGUCCAUCGGGAGAGCACAAUCUUAUAGAGUGGGCAAGGCCUUAUCUUUCGAACAAGAGAAAGAUUUUCCGCAUCCUCGACAACCGUCUGAAUGGGGAUUAUUCGCUGGGGGGAGCACAGAAGGUAGCCAUGCUAGCUCUACAGUGCCUCUCCAGUGAGGGCAAGUUCAGGCCAAGCAUGAAUCAGGUGGUGUCUGCAUUAGAGCAGCUUCAGACAUCUAAUGAUGCAGCAAAGAAUCCUCAAUCUGAGCUCAAGAAGGUGGGUCAGAUGCACAGUAAUAGCCCUGCUAGAUCCCCACAAAAGAGCUUGGAUGGUGCUGUAAAUAAUAAAAUGGCUUAUCCUAGACCUUUGGCUUCUCCUAUCUAUUCUUAACAUAGAAUUUGUCAGAGUUAGCUAAAAUUCUUCAAAGCUGCUAUUUUUUCCCUGUAUUCGUGUCUGAUUGUUGUACAGUUUGUUGAAGGAAGGAGUCUUUGACUUUGCUUCAGUAGUUGACUGUGUUUGUUGAGUUUUCUAUAGAAAUAGAAUGUUUUGGUAUCUGUU
Phalaenopsis equestris is the source of this 1582-nucleotide messenger RNA. RefSeq names its product probable serine/threonine-protein kinase PBL9. Gene Ontology annotation, biological process: protein phosphorylation. Gene Ontology annotation, molecular function: protein kinase activity; ATP binding. The record is from RefSeq and is a predicted model, not a curated record. The coding region runs from base 179 to 1414 and encodes 411 amino acids. Lineage: Eukaryota; Viridiplantae; Streptophyta; Magnoliopsida; Asparagales; Orchidaceae. The transcript is spliced from 7 exons.